This is a messenger RNA of Scaptodrosophila lebanonensis, 7520 nucleotides long. It is a transcript of the gene na, whose product is annotated as sodium leak channel non-selective protein. The coding region runs from base 144 to 6743 and encodes 2199 amino acids. Lineage: Eukaryota; Metazoa; Arthropoda; Insecta; Diptera; Drosophilidae. The record is from RefSeq and is a predicted model, not a curated record. Gene Ontology annotation, biological process: monoatomic ion transport; transmembrane transport. The transcript has 17 exons. Gene Ontology annotation, molecular function: monoatomic cation channel activity. Gene Ontology annotation, cellular component: membrane.
UUAAAGCUUAAGCAGUUUGGCUCCAAGUGCGCCUCAUUAAUGUUACUUUGUGAUAAAAAUCGCGCGAAAUUCGCUACAAAAAGAAACGACAAUAACUGCAGACCAAGCAGCGAGGCCUACUAUGCAAGCGAGCAGUUGAUUGAAUGAUUGACCGAUUACAAAUACGUCGCUUGGGUGCAGCUGCAAGAAAUAAAAGAGCGGGUGGCAGCGGUGGCGGCGGCGGAGGUGGUGGUGGAGGUGGAGUCCCAGUUAACAUCUCAGCAGCAUCAGCAGGAUCUGGUGCAGGUGCAGGAGCAGCAGUGCGACCAGGAUCAGGAACGGUAACAGGAACUGGAGGAGGAGGUGCUGGCAUUAAUACGCCGGCCACUUGCAGCACCAGCUCCUCAAGCGGCAAUAGUCUGACAAUACAACAACAGCAGCAGCAACAACAACAGCAGUCUCAUCAUCUACGUGCCUCUCUGCAUCAACAUCAACAUCCGCAUCAACAUCCGCAUCAGCAUCCGCAUCCGCAUCAGCAUUCGCAUCAUCCCCAUCAUCAUUCACAGUUGCAUUCGUUGUCGCACUCGCAUCAACCGCCAAGUCAAUUCACCUUUAAUUUAUCUCCGGGCAGCAGUCCCGGUAAUAACUUCGGCCUUAGCCUUGGCUUUGGCCCAGGCGCCUCACGCAACGCAAGCUAUAACCAUUAUCAGAACGAUGCCACCACUAGUACGCUCAACAGUCCAACGACCAUUGUGAACUCGGGCAGUGGCGGCAGUGGAGGCAGUAGCGCCGCCCACGCAUUUCACGCCGCCUCAGCGAUGGGACCCAUGCUGGGCACUGGCGUACAGCAGGCGGCCAUGACGACGACGACGGGUAACGUGAGCGGAGCUGGUCCUGGUCUUGGUGGCAAUGCGACAACUGUGGGAGCGGCAAUAGCAGCAACAGCAGCAACAACGGGUCACAACAAUGGAACUGGCGGUGGUGGCCUUAAUCUGUUAGGUGGCGGCUGUGGAAUGAGCGGCAUGGGAGGAUUGGGUGGUCUAGGCGGCAUGGGUGGACUCGGUGGCUUGAGUGGGGGCGCCGGCAUGGGCAUCUGUGGUGGCAUUAGCAGCACUGUUGGCAGUGCGGCCAUUACCGGUGUGCCGCCCAUUGGACUCGGUAUUGCCACCGGCAUUGGCAAUAAGAUAAUGCUCGGACGCAAGCAAAGUCUGAAGGGCGGCGAACCGUUUCUGGCCGAUUAUGGACCAGAGGAGUCGCUGAACGAAAGUGCCGACAUUGAGUGGGUGAAUAAGCUGUGGGUUAGGCGACUGAUGCGCCUGUGCGCCUUAGUCUCCUUGGCCUCAGUCUCAUUGAAUACGCCAAAGACUUUCGAGCGGCAUCCGUCGUUGCAGUAUAUCACAUUCGUAUCGGAUACCGCCGUAACGUUGCUCUUUACCGCCGAGAUGAUUGCCAAGAUGCACAUACGGGGUGUGUUGCAUGGCGAAGUGCCGUACCUGAAGGACCAUUGGUGCCAGUUUGAUGCCUCAAUGGUUAGCUUUCUGUGGGUUUCCAUUAUACUGCAGAUCUUUGAAGUGCUGGAGAUCGUGCCCAAAUUUUCAUACCUAUCCAUAAUGCGCGCACCUCGUCCACUCAUCAUGAUACGUUUCCUACGUGUCUUCCUUAAAUUCUCAAUGCCAAAGAGUCGCAUCAAUCAGAUCUUCAAGCGUUCGAGUCAACAGAUCUACAAUGUGACGCUGUUCUUCCUCUUUUUUAUGUCACUGUAUGGCCUUCUCGGAGUGCAGUUCUUUGGCGAGCUAAAGAAUCACUGCGUGAUGAAUAACACGGGAUAUGAUCUGCUGGGCAGACCCGUGCUUACCAUCAAUUCACUUGCAAUACCGGACACCUUCUGUUCGAUGGAUCCGGAUUCGGGCUAUCAGUGCUCGCCGGGCAUGCGAUGCAUGAAAAUGGAUUUUCUUAGCAGCUACGUUAUCGGCUUCAAUGGCUUCGAGGACAUUGCUACGAGCAUCUUUACCGUUUAUCAGGCAGCCUCCCAGGAGGGUUGGGUGUUCAUUAUGUAUCGUGCCAUAGACUCGUUGCCUGCCUGGAGAGCCGCAUUCUAUUUCAGUACCAUGAUCUUCUUUUUGGCCUGGCUGGUUAAGAAUGUUUUCAUUGCGGUCAUAACGGAGACCUUCAAUGAAAUUCGUGUGCAGUUCCAACAGAUGUGGGGCGCAAGGGGUCACAUACAAAAGACGGCUGCCUCACAAAUACUGAGCGGUAACGAUUCGGGUUGGCGUCUGGUCACCAUUGAUGAUAAUAAGCACGGCGGACUGGCACCAGAAACAUGCCACGCUAUAUUACGCUCUCCCUAUUUUCGCAUGUUGGUGAUGACUGUGAUAUUGGCGAAUGGUAUUGUGACUGCCACGAUGGCAUUCAAGCACGAUGGGAGACCACGGCAUGUAUUUUAUGAACGAUAUUACUACAUCGAAGCUGUGUUCACGUUCCUGCUUGAUCUGGAGACACUGUUCAAGAUAUAUUGCUUGGGAUGGCGGGGCUACUACAAGCACUCCAUACACAAAUUCGAGCUGCUUUUGGCUGUGGGCACAACCCUUCACAUAGUGCCUAUGUUCUAUUUGUCCGGACUCACAUACUUUCAGGUGCUGCGAGUGGUGCGACUAAUCAAGGCCUCGCCCAUGUUGGAGGGUUUUGUGUACAAGAUUUUUGGACCGGGCAAGAAGCUCGGCUCGCUCAUAAUAUUCACCAUGUGCUUGCUAAUCAUUAGUUCGAGCAUUUCGAUGCAGCUAUUUUGUUUUCUAUGCGACUUCACAAAAUUCGAAUCGUUUCCGGAGGCCUUCAUGUCUAUGUUCCAGAUUUUGACGCAGGAGGCCUGGGUGGAAGUCAUGGAUGAAACAAUGAUACGAACGAGUAAAACGUUGACGCCACUAGUGGCCGUUUAUUUUAUACUCUACCAUCUGUUUGUCACACUCAUUGUGCUCAGCUUGUUCGUGGCGGUCAUUUUGGAUAACUUGGAGCUCGAUGAAGAUAUUAAAAAGCUGAAGCAGCUCAAGUUUCGCGAACAGAGCGCCGAAAUCAAGGAGACACUGCCUUUUCGUCUGCGCAUCUUUGAGAAGUUCCCCGACUCACCGCAGAUGACCAUUUUGCAUCGCAUACCCAACGACUUCAUGCUGCCCAAGGUUCGUGAGUCCUUCAUGAAGCACUUCGUCAUUGAGCUAGAAACCGAGGAUCCGGCACUUAUUGAGAGCUGUAAGCGACCAAUGUCCGAGUGUUGGGAGUCCAAUGUGGUCUUCCGUAAACAAAAGCCGGUGCGCAUCAUGAAUAAGACGGCGAAGGUGCGAGCGGCGGGCAGUAGUCUACGUAAGCUAGCCAUUACGCAUAUAAUUAACGACAGCAAUAAUCAGCGACUGAUGUUGGGCGACUCGGCUAUGCUGCCGGUCGUCGGCACGAAGGGAGGCCUUAAAUCUCAGGGUACCAUCACACAUUCGAAGCCUUGGCGUGUGGACCAGAAGAAAUUUGGUUCACGCUCUAUACGCCGCAGCGUUCGUUCCGGUUCCAUCAAGCUGAAGCAAACCUACGAGCAUCUGAUGGAGAAUGGUGACAUUGCGGCCGCACCACGUGCCAAUUCAGGGCGAGCACGUCCGCAUGAUCUAGACAUUAAGCUACUGCAGGCGAAGCGGCAGCAGGCGGAGAUGCGGCGCAAUCAACGGGAGGAGGAUCUGAGGGAGAAUCAUCCGUUUUUUGACACACCGCUCUUUUUGGUUCCGCGCGAGAGCCGCUUCCGCAAAAUCUGCCAGAAGAUCGUGCAUGCGCGGUACGAUGCCCGGCUCAAGGAUCCGUUGACGGGCAAGGAGCGCAAAGUGCAAUACAAAAGUCUGCACAACUUUUUGGGCCUUGUCACGUAUCUGGAUUGGGUCAUGAUUUUUGCCACCACACUUUCGUGCAUCUCCAUGAUGUUUGAGACGCCCAAUUAUCGCGUCAUGGAUCACCCAACGCUGCAGAUAGCCGAGUAUGGUUUUGUCAUUUUCAUGAGCCUGGAGCUGGCCAUGAAGAUACUCGCCGACGGUCUGUUCUUUACGCCCAAAGCAUACAUCAAGGAUGUUGCCGCGGCCCUCGAUGUGUUCAUCUACGUGGUUUCCACGUCUUUUCUGUGCUGGAUGCCCCUUAACAUACCGACCAAUUCGGCAGCACAGCUUCUCAUGAUUUUGCGCUGUGUUCGGCCACUGAGAAUCUUCACAUUGGUGCCGCACAUGCGUAAGGUUGUCUACGAGCUGUGUCGCGGCUUUAAGGAGAUCCUGUUGGUAUCCACGCUCUUGAUCCUGCUCAUGUUCAUUUUCGCCAGCUAUGGUGUACAGUUGUAUGGUGGUCGGCUAGCUCGCUGCAAUGAUCCGACAAUACCGCGUCGGGAGGACUGUGUGGGCGUUUUUAUGAGACGUGUGUUUGUGACGAAAAUGAAGUUGACUCCGGGAGUGGAUGAGUCAUAUCCGGCAAUGCUGGUGCCACGUGUUUGGGCCAAUCCGCGACGCUUCAAUUUCGAUAAUAUCGGCGACGCCAUGCUGACCCUCUUUGAGGUGUUAUCCUUCAAAGGUUGGCUGGAUGUACGAGAUGUUUUGAUCAAAGCUGUGGGUCCGAUACAUGCCAUCUACAUUCACAUCUACAUUUUCUUGGGCUGCAUGAUCGGCUUGACACUGUUCGUGGGCGUGGUCAUUGCCAACUACUCGGAGAACAAGGGCACAGCGCUGCUGACUGUAGACCAGCGUCGCUGGUGUGACCUGAAAAAGCGUCUGAAAAUUGCUCAGCCCUUACACUUGCCACCACGUCCGGAUGGGCGAAAAAUACGCGCCUUCACCUACGAUAUUACGCAGCACAUUAUUUUCAAACGCGUCAUUGCUGUGGUCGUUCUAAUCAAUAGCAUGCUCCUCUCCAUAACGUGGAUCAAAGGCGAGGUACACACGGAGCGUUUGGUCAUUGUCAGCGCUGUUUUAACCUUUGUUUUUGUCAUCGAAGUGGUUAUGAAGAACAUUGCGUUCACGCCACGCGGAUAUUGGCAAUCGCGGCGUAAUCGCUACGACCUGCUCGUCACUGUUGCCGGAGUCAUCUGGAUAAUUCUGCAGACUAUUUUGAGGAAUGAUUUGUCCUACUUCUUUGGGUUCAUGGUCGUCAUACUUCGCUUUUUUACGAUUACUGGCAAGCACACCACAUUGAAGAUGCUGAUGUUGACGGUGGGCGUUUCUGUCUGCAAAUCCUUCUUCAUUAUUUUUGGCAUGUUCCUGCUGGUCUUCUUCUAUGCCUUGGCCGGCACCAUACUCUUCGGUACGGUAAAGUAUGGCGAGGGUAUUGGACGUCGUGCAAACUUUGGAUCGCCAGUGACGGGCGUUGCAAUGUUAUUUCGAAUUGUCACCGGUGAGGAUUGGAAUAAGAUAAUGCAUGACUGUAUGGUGCAGCCUCCGUACUGCACGUUGGGCGGAAACUACUGGGAGACCGACUGUGGAAAUUUCACGGCCAGUCUAAUAUACUUCUGCACCUUCUAUGUCAUCAUUACAUAUAUUGUGCUCAAUCUUCUAGUGGCUAUUAUCAUGGAGAACUUUUCGCUAUUUUAUUCAAACGAGGAGGAUGCCUUACUUUCCUACGCAGACAUACGAAACUUUCAGAACACUUGGAACAUUGUCGACAUACAUCAGCGUGGUGUGAUUCCCGUGCGACGUGUUAAGUUCAUUCUGCGACUUCUUAAGGGCCGUCUAGAGUGUGAUCCGCAAAAGGAUCGACUGCUGUUCAAGUACAUGUGCUACGAGCUGGACAAACUGCACAAUGGAGAGGAUGUCACAUUUCACGAUGUCAUUAACAUGUUGUCUUAUCGGUCUGUUGACAUACGUAAGGCGCUGCAGCUGGAGGAGCUGUUGGCGCGCGAGGAAUUCGAGUACCUGGUGGAGGAGGAAGUGGCCAAGAUGACAAUAAGAACUUGGUUGGAGGGCUGCUUGAAAAAGAUACGCGCUCAGAAUGCCAGCAAGCAGCAAAACUCGUUAAUUGCUGGCCUGCGAGCGACCAACGAACAGCCUGUGAUGCGUCCCAACGUCCAGGAGGAUAAAACGCCCAUUGGCGUUGUGGACAAGUCGGCUAUAUCGACAAUUAGUGGUGCCGUAGCCGGCACCUGCCCGCCCACCAGUGACGCCUUUUCGCCCACCUUUAGCUCCACGGAGAACGAGGAGAAGGAUGCCAGCAGUAGUGCCGUGGGGCUGCCCCAUGGUGAGACGCAUACUGCUGCCCGUCAUGUGGUUGCGGCAACAAAACGUGCCUAUGCAUUAAAUCGUUCCGAUUCUACGGGCAGUUCGGCGGGCAGAAAAUUUCUAGCACCCACCUCCUCCGAUCCCCAACAACGCUCAACGCUCAGCGACAAGGAACGCUUGCAUAUCAGCAGUCAGCAGCGUAAAAAAAACUCCAUGACCACACUGCCGAAUAUGUCGGCGGCCCUGUACAAGCGGGAUGCCAUCAAAUCGUCGGGUUUCUUUGCGCAACUAAACAACGAAAUAGCACAGUUUCAUUAUCCGACAAUCAAUGCAGCAGCCGCCGCUUCUGCCGCCGCCGCAGCCGCCGCCAACCACUAUGCCGAUCAUCAUCAUGGCGCCCUCGGCAGUCCAUCGGGCAUGGUGGGUCACCUGAUGGCGGGCAGUGGCAAGCUGCUGCCUUUCAAUAAUCAGGCGAAUGCGGUGUACGAGGUUCAUGAUUGGUGGCAGGAGCAGGUUCUCUGCACCCAAACCAGCGACGAUGAGGUCUAAAGAUUAGCCAACUGACCAUAAAAACGCUAAAAUGCAACCACGCAGCCAAAGCCACAGCCAUUCACAUAAUGCAUGCGUUAAGCAUAUUUAUACAUAACCUUAAACCAUGUCUAAUAAUUUCAAAAAUCCAGAGGGUAUUACCAAUCCUCGCGAGAGAUUUGAUUUAUUUAAAAAAUUUGUUCUACCCUGUAUCCGAAUAUUGAAUGGGAAGGUUCCAAAUACAGACAAACCCCAGGUUAUAGGUAUGAGACGAACGAUGGAAACGUCUGUCCGUAUGAACAUAAAGAACUUUUGAACCAUAACAGCUAGGGACACUAAACAUACUUGUAUGCAGAGCAGUUUUAUCACAAAAAAUGUUUUGUUUAUAUGGCUCUGCAUAAGUGGAUAAACCAUAUUGUAAAGCUGUCACGGAAAUGGUUGGAACAACAAAGUUUAUUUCAGCUAAAAGCCUGUUGCGGCAAAAAGUGUGGGUACAGGGUAAUCAAAAGUCAGGCUGGCACGACUUUCACCUUCUAUUUUCAUGAAUUCGCGAGGAGUGUACAAAAUUAAGUAGAAUAGGAAAUAAUGUUAUUGAAUGCCUUGAAAGCUAUAUUUAAUUGUACGGAAAUUUGUCGAAAUUCAGAAGCAUGUCAUGAAGUAUUAAGUAUUAUAAUAUUCGAUUCGAUUAGAGCCGAUAACAAUUUGAAGCUUUUUCGGUAUUUCGACCAGAAAUUUAAUUAUGCUAACAAGAAUUCGUUUGCCAUUUAAUAAAACUACAUAGAAUAAAUUUUAUUUCCA